Messenger RNA from Cuscuta campestris, 2747 nucleotides. The record is from the annotation of a GenBank genome assembly. NCBI's taxonomy places the organism in Eukaryota, Viridiplantae, Streptophyta, Magnoliopsida, Solanales, Convolvulaceae.
GCCGCCCGAUCUCACUUUUGAGUGAAGAUUAUUGUUGUUUGGUGUUCCAAGUUAUUACUUGAUGAUUAUGUGUACCUCUAAUUGAUUUAGAGAGGAUUCUUGGUGUACCCACUGAUUUUCUUGGUGAUUAGUGGAAGGCUUCGUGGUUUUCUCCCCGAUUUGGGGUUUCCACGUUAAAUCUUGGUGUUCGUUUAUCGCUUGAUUGAUUGCUUGUUGUUGUUUUUUGCUAUUCUUGAUUGGUCAUAUGAUUUUGCCCAUUUUGACAACACAAAGACGGGAAAAUUAUUUAUUGCUUCCGCUAGAAAAUUGAGGUGAUUUUCCCUACAAUUGGUAUCAGAGCUUGAGUUAUAUUUUUGGGUGUUUUUCUUGUGUUGCUAAAAUGGAGGAUAAAGCUGUUUUUGGGGGGAUGAUUAAAUUAAACUCCUCCAAUUAUCAAAGUUGGAAACCCAGGAUGGAAGAUAUUUUAUAUAUUAAGGAUUUGCAUGAACCGAUCUUGAAUAAGGAGAUGCCAAGCGGUAAACAAGAAAAUACUUGGAAAUUGCUUAAUCGGAAAACUGUGGGAAUGAUUAGGCAAUUUAUUGAAGAUAGUGUGUUUCAGCAUGUUGCUAAUGAUACCAACGCCUAUGAACUGUGGGAGAAACUCAAAUGCAUGUACGAGAGAGAAAAUGCCCUGAAUAAAGCCUCUAUUAUGAGAAGACUUGUGAAACUUGAUUACAGGGAUGGGCAUAGUGUGGUAGAGCAUUUGAAUGAUUUUCAAGGAUUGAUUAACCAAUUUUCUUCAAUGAAAUUGGUUUUAGAUGAUGAAUUGCAGGCGUUGUUGCUCCUCAGCUCGUUGCCAGAAAGCUGGGAGACCUUGGUUGUAUCACUUAGCAAUUCUGCUCCAGAGGGUAAGCUCACAAUGGAUGUUGUGAAGUCGAGUCUGCUAAACGAAGAAGCUAGGAGAAGAGAUCUGGGUUCUUCCAGCUAUUCAGAUCAGGCUCAGGUUGCUCAGAUAGAGGGUCGUGGAAGACACAGACAUAGGGACUUUGAAUCCAGGGGGAGAUCUAAAUCAAGAAGCGAAGUGAAAUGCUUCUAUUGUGAUAAACCGGGUCAUAAGAUAUCUCAGUGCAGGAAGAUGAAGCGAGAUAAAGCCCAGCAGAAAGAGGAAAAUGGUCAGACUUCUGAGAAGAAAGAGGAAAAAGACACAGCAGCCCUUGCAGAUGCGGAUGAUUUAUUCUUCGUGUUUGAUGACACUAACUUUGAUGUUGCUUUUCAGGAUUGCACUUGGAUUAUUGAUUCGGGUGCCUCAUGUCAUCUCACACCUCAUCGGGAGUUCUUCUCAUCUUACACUAGCGGUGAUUUUGGCUAUGUCAAGAUGGGGAAGGGUGACAAAUCAUCUAAGAUUGUUGGGAUGGGCACUGUUUGUUUGAAGUCCAACACUGGUUGCAGGUUGACCCUCAGAGAUGUCAGACAUGUUCCAGAGUUUCAGUACAACCUCAUUUCAGCUGGAGGACUUGACGGAAAUGGCUAUGUUAGCCGCCUUAGUGAAGGAAAGUGGAAGCUCACCAAAGGUUCUUUGAUCGUGGCCCGAGAUUAUGGGGGAGAAGAUGGAGAAAAAUGUUGUGGCGAUGAUGUUGCUCGUGAUGGUGAUGUACUUGAGCCACCUCAUUCCGAGCAUGGAGUUCCGCCACAGAGGGAUCCUCAAAUGGGUAUAUUUGAGAGAGAUUGCUAUCGGGAUGAAGUGAAGAAGGUGCACCAAAGUGAAUGGUUUCAAGCCAAGCGAGAUGAGGUUAUAUCCUUGCUUGAUGGACAUGGUCAUUCCCUGGUAAAGUUGCAUGGAAGCAAGCGAGCACUCAAGAGCCAUCGGGUGUUCAAGUUGAAGAGAAGAGAGUGUUGCUCACAACCUACGGACUUGGCGCAGUUGGUUGUGAAAGACAAUGCUGACGAGGACGGACACCAACGAGACCACUCUCUCACGACUAAAGUUUCCGGCGCCAAUGCAAUUUGUUUUGGAUGCACAGAAAAAUUUGGGAUGUUAGACAUUGAAGUUGUACUCCUUUAUAAUUCUGGGGAUGUUACAGGUUCUUUGGAUGCUCCAAUGAAUAAGCUCGGAGGUGCUCAACCUUCCCUAUCCCGAUACGAUACCGUAUCAGUGCAGGCAAGAACAGAGAAAAGGAUGAAGCCAAGGCGAAAAAUUUUGAAUCUCUCUGCAUCCAUGAAAGCCAUGAGGAAGAAAGAUCAGAAAAGGUCUUCAUCUUCUCCUACCAAAUCCUCUCCACAGGGCUACAGUUUAGUUGCUGCUGCUUAUGCAUAACAUGAAGGAAGAAGAACAAAUGGAAAUUUUAUAAGGAUCAAGAAUAGUUCUAAUAUGCAGCCUCUAGAUAUGUUUCUAGAUUAGAUUUUUAUAAGAAUGGUGCACUGCUACAAUUACAAAUUGGUUCAUUCUUAUAGCUAAGGUUUACAAGCAUUUCUAUUAGAUUCUUGAGGUGUUUCUUAGGUAUACAUCCAUCAACUGUUUGAUGAAUUGUCCGAGAAGGAAAACAGAACAAUGGAAGAGGACAAGGUAUCAAUUGUUCGAAGAAUUAUUUUAGAAAGCAAAUGGGAGCUAUGGAAGAGGACAACAAUAACGAGUUCUGUUCCCAAAUAUGACACUCAAGUAAGACAUUGACUUCUCAUCUUCAUGGAGGAUCAAAGAUCAUAAUAUACUCUGUGAGAUUUUUAGCAUCUUUUUUACCCUGUGUUUGCUCUAAUAAUCUGUGAAAUCAUUU